Molecule: messenger RNA, 777 nt
Organism: Rhizopus microsporus ATCC 52813
Lineage: Eukaryota; Fungi; Mucoromycota; Mucoromycetes; Mucorales; Rhizopodaceae
Exons: 1
Coding region: 1-618 (205 amino acids)
Source: RefSeq, a predicted model, not a curated record
AUGAAUGUUCAGCAAGCCUUCAACUACUUUUAUUUAUUAGAGAAACAGUUUUGGAGCAAACUGGACAAAGACAUGAUAAAAUACGUCACAUUUGAUGGAGAGUUAUCACCAGAGGAUAUGCUUUUAUACGGAGAAUUUGGAUUUACACUACUAGAACUUAAACCAUGUACACUGGUCGAAUUUAGAGAUAUACAAGUGACUAGACUUUACUGUGAACAGGUUAUCGUUCCAGCGCUUCAUUCACUCGAGAAAAAAACAUUAGACUACUUUAUUAUAUCAAAUCAAGUCAAGACUCCUGAAUCUGACCUUCAGGGUGCUUUAUUGAUUUAUCACAAAGACCAUCAAGGUAUCAUCGCAACAUUUGACCAUGAUACAACUGUACCUGAGGAAAGAAUGGCAGAGAUUUUAGAUUAUCCUGGUCAUUUACCUUCUUCAGAACAGGAAGUACCUACAAUGAAAACUGUCAUUUACCUUCAUGAUCGGAAGACGACACAAGUAGCUCUUACAACUUUUGCUAUUCAGACACAUCAAACAGAUGCCAUGAUCUCACACUUCCAGCGAUAUAAACACGCUUGUAAGGAAAGACUGGAUAUUGAUUUAUCAUUGAUCGUCCAGUGAAUUAAAAUAACCUGUGAAUUGAGCUUGUAAAGAAGUGGGCACUCCUCCUUGAGCAGUUACAAUUGUAAUAAAUUGAUAAUACGUUUUUCUUUUAUUCACUCUUUCGUUAAAUAUCAAACAUCUGAGAAGAACAAUUGUCUUAUCGAGCUCAUCACUGAG